Molecule: messenger RNA, 1602 nt
Organism: Eucalyptus grandis
Lineage: Eukaryota; Viridiplantae; Streptophyta; Magnoliopsida; Myrtales; Myrtaceae
Product: epidermis-specific secreted glycoprotein EP1
Source: RefSeq, a predicted model, not a curated record
GCUAUAAGUAGAGAACUCCCACCAUUGCCCAUCGCAUGCCAAAGAUCCUAGAACAAUAACUCAAAACAUGUCUUCAUCACUGUCUCUACUCCGCUCUCUUCUCUUGCUUUCGCUUUCAUUCCUAGCUCAAGCUGUUGUCCCUCCCUCCGCUCAAUUCAAGUUCAUCAACCAAGGCGAGUUUAGGCCUUACGGCGUCGAGUACGGCGGCGAUUACCGGACCACCACCAUCGUUAAAUCCCCUUUCCAGCUUUGCUUCUACAAUACCACCCCCAAUGCCUUCACACUGUCGCUGAGAAUGGCCACUAGGCGGUCUGAGUCGCUCUUCCGCUGGGUCUGGGAGGCCAAUCGUGGCAACCCGGUCCGUGAGAACGCGACCUUCGCACUCAGGGCCAACGGCAACCUCAUCCUGGCUGAGGCCGAUGGCCGGGUCGCGUGGCAAUCGCGCACUGCGAAUAAAGGCGUUGUCGGUUUCGAAUUACUCCCCAAUGGCAACAUGGUCCUCUACGACUCCAAGGGCAAUUUCGUGUGGCAAAGCUUCGACUCCCCCACGGACACUCUCCUAGUGGGCCAGUCCCUGCGAGUCGGGGGGAGCAAGCUUGUGAGCCGGGCCUCCGUGGAGGACAACUCCGACGGGCCGUACAGCCUGGUGAUCGAGCCCAAGGAAUUGGCCCUCUACUACACUAGCAAGAACUCCCCAAAGCCGCUCCUCUACUUCGCACUCACGCCACACAUAACCCUCGCCGACAACUCCUUGACAGAAGUAACCCUCGACAGCCAGCCGGAGAACGACGAGGGCCACGCCUACGAAAUCACUUUAAAACUUGGGGUGGCCAACACAACGAGUUACCCGUAUAUCCCGGUUACGGUGGGCCGGCCCAAAUACAAUUCCACACUGACCAUGCUUAGGCUCGGGAUUGACGGCAACCUCCGGGCCUACACUUACAACGACCAUGUGUUCUACCGGGCCUGGGAGAUUACCUUCACUCUCUUCUCCCGGGACGGGGACUGGGACACCGAAUGCCAGUGGCCGGCCCGGUGCGGGAACUUUGGGCUCUGCGAGGACAGCCAAUGCGUGGCGUGCCCAUCGCCCCGCGGGCUCUUGGGCUGGAGCAAGAGCUGCGCGCCGCCAAGGGUCACGAGCUGUCGGCCCAGCGACUUCAGCUAUUACAAGAUCGCCGGGGUGGACCAUUUCCUGAGCAAGUACACGAAGGGGGAAGGGCCGAUGAAGGAGGGGGACUGCGGGGGCAAGUGCAGCAAGGACUGCAAGUGCCUGGGCUAUUUCUACAACCGAGAGACUUCCCGGUGCUGGAUCGCUUACGAGCUUAAGACGCUGACCAAGGUCGAUAAUUCCACGCACGUGGGCUACAUCAAAGUGCCCAAGCAAUGACCUUUUAAGUCUAUGCACUCGUUUGAUCAGAGCUCGCGCUCUUUUUUUCUGUUGUGGGAGCAACUUGUGUUGCUGUUGUAUCGCCAAUAAGCGAGAACGACGAAGCUUUUUGCCGUUACUUAUGUGUGCCUUUACGGUUUCUCAUCAUGAGAUGCUACGCAAAUAGUAAUAAUAAUAGUAAGGUUUGCAGCGAAGCGACCUUACAUUACAUGUAA